Molecule: messenger RNA, 780 nt
Organism: Diversispora eburnea
Lineage: Eukaryota; Fungi; Glomeromycota; Glomeromycetes; Diversisporales; Diversisporaceae
Source: the annotation of a GenBank genome assembly
AUGCCCAAAAAUAAAAAUAAUAACUUUAAAAACUUGCAUGGUUUCGCUCAUCUAUGUUUUCUUCCUUCUCAUGAUACCCAAAUAUGGGAAGAGAAUUUUGAAUAUAAUAAAGAUUCAAAGACUACUGACACAAAAUUAGAAAGUAAGUCGUCGCUGGAAACUUUAAUAACUAAUAACGAAACAACUAAUUCUACAAUUAAUUCAAAAGGAAUUAGUGAAAAAAAUAUUUUAUCAAAAAACGUAUCACCAAAAUAUUUUAUAGGACAUUUUGUAAAUAUUACAACUUAUAAAAAUUAUGGUAUUAAAGCUACUUUAUCACCUACUCCACCACCUCCAUCUCAUAACAUUCAUAAUUGUUUACUUGAACAUCCAAUUUAUUAUGAUCUCACAUUACAAGAUUAUAAUAUACCAAAUAAUAAUAAAUGGACAUUUAAAUGGGUAGGAUGGUGGAAUGGAGAUGCGGGAUGGAUGAGUUCGGAUCCAAAUUGUAAUGUUAAUGGAGAACAAUAUAUUUGGUUUCAUACCAAUCGAUUAAAAGCUGAUCAAGAAGCUCAAAAACAUAUUGAAAAAUUCUUUCCGAAAUUAUUAAAUGAGAUUGAUCAAGAUGAUUUGAAUAAUGCACUUAUUUGUUUAGGUGAAAUGAAAGUAGUUAUAGAAUGUGAAUGCGAUAUUCAAGAAACUGAUGAAGAAGAGGGAGGCGAAGAAGGAAUAUAUGAGGAGGUUAAUGAAGAAGAUAAUAAUGAAGAUAAUAAUUCAGAAUUUCUUGAUGAUGAUAAUUGA